AUGGAUGAACAGAAGACUCCCGUCGAAACCGCCGUCGAGCCAGAGCCCACCUAUCGACCCUCGGGAUGGAUGUACAAGGACAGGAAGAUCGGCAAAUUCUCCACGAGUUGGUAUGCAUCGCCUCGCAUCCAGUUGGGCAUGGUCGCGUUCGUCUGCUUCCUGUGCCCAGGCAUGUUCAACGCCCUGAGCGGAAUGGGCGGUGGUGGCAAGUCCGACCCCAGCUUGGCUGAUAAAAUGAAUAUCGCCCUGAACAGUACCUUCGCCGUCGUUGGUUUCUUCGCUGGAAGUAUCGUCAACCGCAUGGGAGUUCGACUUUCGCUUUCUUUCGGUGGUGUCGGUUACUGCAUUUACUCCAUCAGUCUUCUCGUCUCCGAGCAUGCUUAUGUCCCCGGUUUCAAUAUCUUCGCCGGCGCCUUCCUCGGUGUGUGCGCCGGUCUGCUCUGGGCCGCCCAGGGAACCAUCAUGAUGUCCUACCCGAUCGAGCAGCAGAAGGGUCGCUACUUCGCCUGGUUCUGGGGUAUUUUCAACGUCGGCGCCUGUAUUGGUAGUUUGAUCCCUCUCGGCCAAAAUAUCCACGUCAAGGAGAACAAGACCGUCGGCGACGGCACCUACAUCGCCUUCAUCAUCCUCAUGUUCGCCGGUGCCGUUCUCGCCCUGUUCAUCUGCGACGCCGACAAGGUCGUCCGUCGCGACGGCUCCCGCGUCAUCCUCAUGAAGCACCCAUCGUGGAAAUCCGAGAUCAUCGGUAUGUGGGAUACCAUCCGCGGCGAGCCCUGGAUCAUCCUGCUAUUCCCCAUGUUCUGGUCCUCCAACUGGUUCUACACAUACCAGCAGAACGCCAUUAACGGCGCGUACUUCAACACCCGCACCAAGGCCCUCAACGGAUUCCUGUACUGGUUUGCUCAGAUCGUUGCUGCUGUGAUCAUGGGUCCGCUGCUUGAUACCGAGCGCAUUCGUCGCUCAGUUCGUGCCAAGAUCGCUCUGGUUACCCUUUUCGUUCUUACCGUCGUUAUCUGGGGAAGUGGAUACGCUUGGCAGAAGAGAUAUACCCGUGAGACUGUGGACCCCAAGACCACUGAUUUCAAGGGCUGGGAUUGGACUACCUCCGGCUAUGUUGGUCCUAUGUUCCUUUACUUCUUCUACGGCAUGUACGAUGCCGCCUGGCAGGGUCUUGUCUACUGGAUCAUGGGUGCCCUCGGUAACUCCGGCCGUAAGCUCGCCAACUUGGCAGGCUUCUACAAGGGUCUUCAAUCCGCCGGUGCGGCCGUGAUGUGGUCCCUGGACGAGCGCAAGAUCCCCUUCAUGAACGAGUACGCCUCGAACUUCGGACUGCUGUGCGGCUCGAUCCUCAUCGCUGUCCCCGUCGUCUUCUUCAAGAUCAAGGACUCCGUUCCCGUCGAGGACGAGCUCGAGGGUACCGGCGAGACCCUCGAGGAUGUCCUGCCCCCCGGAGCUAUUGAGUCCAGACGUUUGGGCGAGGAGAAGAUCUAA
Molecule: messenger RNA, 1491 nt
Organism: Penicillium vulpinum
Lineage: Eukaryota; Fungi; Ascomycota; Eurotiomycetes; Eurotiales; Aspergillaceae
Product: DUF895 domain membrane protein
Exons: 4
Coding region: 1-1491 (496 amino acids)
Biological process (GO): transmembrane transport
Molecular function (GO): transmembrane transporter activity
Source: RefSeq, a predicted model, not a curated record